AUGUUCCGGCUCGUGAGCAUUCGCAAUGCCUCGAGGCGUCUCUAUUCUGCGAGAGUGAAAACUACUGAUUUUAAGAUAACGGCCCAAGAUGUACCAGAUGAUUCUGUUGUAUUUAGUAUGAUUCAACCGACAGGUAGGUUCCAUUUAGGUAACUAUCUGGGGGCAGUGCGAGUAUGGAAAGAUUUGUGUGAUCUCAAAGGUGAUAAUAUUAAGCUUUUGUUUGGAGUGGCCGAUUUGCAUGCCAUUACUGUGCCGAAACCAGAUGGAUCCAAAUUCCGUCAACUGAGAAAUGAAGCAAUUGCAAGCAUAUUAGCGGUAGGGGUUGAUCCGUCAAAGGCAAUUGUUUUCCAUCAGUCAUCUGUGCCGCAGCAUACUGAAUUGCAUUGGAUUCUAUCCACAUUGACACCGAUGGGCUAUCUCAAUAGAAUGACCCAAUGGAAAUCUAAAGCUAACGUUAAUGACAAUUCCAGUGACGAAGCAAUGCAAGCCGUCAAACUGGGGCUAUUUUCGUACCCGGUCUUGCAAGCAGCGGACAUUUUACUAUAUAAUGCGACGCAUGUCCCUGUCGGUGACGACCAAGCUCAACAUCUCGAACUGACACGCCACAUUGCAGGACAAUUUAACAAGACCUACAAGUGCAAGCAUUUUGUUCCUCCGGCAACGCUGUUGGCACCGACGAAAAGAAUCCUGGCUUUGAACAAUCCAGACAAGAAAAUGUCUAAAAGCGAUCCAAAUCAAAAUUCUGUGAUAUACCUCAAUGAUACUCCCAAAAUAAUCAGUGCCAAAAUCAAGCAAGCUUUAACGGACUCAAUUUCGCAUAAAUUCUAUUUUGACCCUGUCAACAGGCCCGGUGUUUCAAAUUUGAUCAACAUUUUGAGCGGCAUUUUAAGAUUAUCCAUUAGCGAAGUGGAAGAUGAGAUUAGCAAGUUUGACAGUCAUAGUUCCUUCAAAGAUUACGUUAGUGAAAUUUUGAUUGAGGAACUGAAAACCCCAAGACAUAAGUUUGAAAAGCUUAUGCGGGAUCAGGCCUAUUUACAAGAAGUAUCUGAAAAGAGUGCGCGGAGUGCGGCCACGAUUGCAGAACCAAACAUUCAAAAAAUCAAGAACAUCAUGGGAUUCUGA
Messenger RNA from Lachancea mirantina, 1122 nucleotides. The record is from the annotation of a GenBank genome assembly. NCBI's taxonomy places the organism in Eukaryota, Fungi, Ascomycota, Saccharomycetes, Saccharomycetales, Saccharomycetaceae.